AUGGAAAAGGAGCGCACCGACUCGGCAGAGGAGUACGGCUCCGACUCUGCCCCCGAAUCAGUGCCUCCCCGCCGUGAGCGAAGACAAAUGCAACGGACGCAGCGCCGCGGACAGCAGCAGCAGCAGCAACGAAACGGACCCCUGGACCAGCUGCCCGUGGGCGGCGAGCUGGGACAGGUCGGGCAGACGGCAGGCGGCGUGCUGGGAGGCGUGACGAACACGCUGGGCGGCGUUACGAACAAUGCCGUCGACCAGAAGGGCGGCGGCGACGGCGGGAAGAGCGACACGCUGAGGUUGCGGCUGGACCUGAACCUGGAUAUCGAGAUUCAGCUCAAGGCCAAGAUUCACGGUGAUUUGGAGCUGGCGUUGUUCCCAGCCAUCUGUCCUAUCAUCUACUUCCGUCCCCCUGGGUAUCACAUUUUCUUACAAAUGCGGCACCCGCAUCUCUCUUCAGGACUGGCUAGUUAUGAGGCUUAA
Molecule: messenger RNA, 477 nt
Organism: Trichoderma aggressivum f. europaeum
Lineage: Eukaryota; Fungi; Ascomycota; Sordariomycetes; Hypocreales; Hypocreaceae
Exons: 2
Coding region: 1-477 (158 amino acids)
Source: RefSeq, a predicted model, not a curated record